Messenger RNA from Diceros bicornis minor, 3824 nucleotides. RefSeq names its product adaptor related protein complex 3 subunit mu 1 (gene AP3M1). Gene Ontology annotation, biological process: intracellular protein transport; endocytosis. The record is from RefSeq and is a predicted model, not a curated record. NCBI's taxonomy places the organism in Eukaryota, Metazoa, Chordata, Mammalia, Perissodactyla, Rhinocerotidae. Gene Ontology annotation, cellular component: clathrin adaptor complex; cytoplasmic vesicle. The transcript is spliced from 9 exons. The coding region runs from base 534 to 1790 and encodes 418 amino acids.
UGCCAGGAGGGCCGGAAGGGAGCGGUGCACCUGGAGCCCAGGGUUCUCCGGCCCCAGGCCCAAGAGGUUCAAGCUCUUUGGGGUCCCUCUCCGUGCUCUGGCUCGGGAAAAAGUCUUGUCACCCACAAUGAGCUGGAGUACUGACGACUCGGACCUCAGCCCCAGGCUUUUGCUGUGGAGGACAAAACCUCUGACUGACCUGAGCGGACGUCCUGUUAGAGGGUGGCGCCUGGAUGAGCCUGGGGUGGGGAAUACAGUGAAGAGGGUGUUGCAGUUCUUAGAAGAGAGGUGACGGAAAUCUAAACUGAGGAGGUGGCAGUGAGUAUGGAAAAGUGAUGAGCGAUGUGGCUUGCUGGAUUUGGUGGAUUUGGGUUGAAGCUGAAGCUUAUAGCCUACAGGUUAAGAAAGUGGUGCCACUAUAAAAUUGGGAUAUAUCAAGUUUGAAACCGUGGUUUAAGUGGAGAUGGUAGAAAGAUUAAAAAGAAAAAAAAAAAAAAGCCUGGAAAGUAAGCCGGAAAGAAAUUUUCAAGAAAAUGAUCCACAGUCUAUUUCUCAUAAACUGUUCUGGUGACAUAUUUCUGGAGAAGCACUGGAAGAGUGUUGUGAGCCAGUCUGUCUGUGAUUAUUUCUUUGAAGCUCAAGAGAAAGCUGCUGAUGUUGAAAAUGUACCACCUGUCAUUUCAACACCUCAUCACUACCUCAUCAGUAUCUACCGAGAUAAGCUCUUCUUUGUGUCUGUCAUACAGACUGAAGUGCCACCUCUCUUUGUAAUUGAGUUCCUACAUCGAGUUGCUGACACUUUUCAGGACUACUUUGGUGAGUGUUCGGAGGCUGCAAUUAAGGAUAAUGUGGUCAUAGUCUAUGAGCUCUUGGAAGAAAUGUUAGACAAUGGAUUUCCACUGGCUACUGAAUCUAACAUUUUGAAAGAACUGAUUAAACCACCAACAAUUCUACGUUCUGUCGUCAACUCUAUUACAGGCAGUAGUAAUGUUGGGGACACACUCCCCACUGGGCAGCUGUCCAACAUCCCAUGGCGCCGGGCAGGGGUCAAGUACACAAACAAUGAAGCCUAUUUUGAUGUCGUUGAAGAAAUAGAUGCAAUUAUAGAUAAAUCAGGAUCUACAGUCUUUGCAGAAAUUCAGGGGGUCAUUGAUGCUUGCAUUAAGCUAUCUGGAAUGCCUGACCUUUCUCUUUCUUUCAUGAACCCAAGGCUUCUAGAUGAUGUCAGCUUCCACCCCUGCAUCCGGUUCAAGCGUUGGGAAUCUGAAAGAGUUUUGUCAUUUAUUCCUCCAGAUGGAAAUUUCCGACUCAUAUCAUAUCGUGUCAGCUCACAAAAUCUAGUGGCAAUACCAGUGUAUGUGAAACAUAGCAUCAGCUUUAAGGAGAACAGUUCUUGUGGCAGAUUUGAUAUUACAAUUGGACCAAAGCAGAAUAUGGGAAAAACUAUUGAAGGAAUCACAGUGACAGUUCACAUGCCAAAAGUUGUGCUGAAUAUGAACUUGACACCAACACAAGGCAGCUAUACAUUUGAUCCAGUUACCAAGAUACUAACAUGGGAUGUAGGAAAAAUUACUCCACAAAAGCUCCCAAGUCUUAAAGGACUGGUAAAUUUACAGUCUGGAGCACCCAAGCCAGAAGAGAAUCCAAGCCUCAACAUACAGUUCAAGAUCCAGCAGCUUGCUAUUUCAGGCUUAAAAGUAAACCGCUUGGACAUGUAUGGGGAGAAAUAUAAGCCAUUUAAAGGAGUCAAAUAUGUCACGAAAGCUGGAAAGUUCCAAGUGAGGACAUGAGAAGAGGCCAAAAUUCCUCAAGAUGUGUUUGUUUUCCAAGUGUCAUUACAGUUUAUUACUAUUAGGUACCAAGUGGGUGGGAAUACAUAUUCUAGUUAAAGCAUUUGUGUCAAGCUACACACCACUAACAAAGUUGCUUAGUAAUCAGUGUAGGGUUCUUAAGGAGCUUUAAGCUAAGGUAACUUUUGAAUGACUUAGCUUAUUUUGUAUCUUUUCACUUAGGAAAAUUUUGGAGUUGAUUUCCUCUAUAGGGGGGCACCAGCUGGAGGCUGCACACUGUAACAGUAAAGGCAGAAGGCUACAGAGAUAGCCUCUCUCCUAAAACAAGUGAACUGGUCUCAGCCAGCAGGAGCUGUCUUAAUUUGUAAUGUGAUAUGUCAAGUGCAGCCAAAUGUCACACUUGAUCUUAGCCAUCCCAAAUCAGCAUCUGUCCCAACAGAGGAAAUUUCCCCCACCCCGAGAAGUUUACAGAAAACUGCCUCUUCAAGUGUUUGCCUUAUUCAGCUUUUCACUUGUGCCAUUAAGCAAGCACUGUAGCAAAAGCCACUUCCACAUGGCCCUGGCAGGGAGCACUGCUGCUCCAUGCUCCAUUCUCACUGUACUUGGUAUUGUAUUUUUUAUAAAUAAGAUUUUUAUGUAAAGCUCAGAUUUUGAUUUACAGGGACCUUGCUGCAGUAAGUACCAUCUCAGUUUUGUGGCACUGGUUCAGCUGUUCGCACAGUAAAAAUCAUUGGUAUCAAAGGGGUGAAUGCUUUAUUAAGGUCAUAAAAGGGAACACUACUUCUGCUUUUAGGAAGUUAUUGCAAGCACAAGCAUUUGAGAUUUUAAGCAAAUUAAAGUAGUAAAAGAGAAACUUAAGUGAACCUUUGCCAUCUUCAUGUUUUAUAAAGCUUAUCCAAUAUGACUUAAACCAUAGUUAGCUUAAAAGCCUCUUGCCCCAGUUCAGUGAAAGGAGGAAAAUACACCUGCCUCAGUAUCAUCAGUCUUUUUUUUUUUUUUUUAAUCUUUUUUAUUGUUGUUUUUAAGGGCUUGAAUUUGCCCGCAGCCCUUGUUUUCAGGGGGAACUCCCUUUUCAUAUUGUGUUCUUCCCAAGGCUAUAGUCAAUAGAUUCCUUCCUGAAACUAUUGCCAUAAUUGUCGCUGGAGUACUUAAAUGUCUCUACUGUAUGUGGAGGUACAUUAUAUUGAGGCAGAAACAAAAUCCUUAGUAACGUUGAUGAAACCGUGUUGAUCAUCAGGGUUGGCAAGUUGGUCUACAGUUGUAUCAUUUCACUCAACUUCAUUGGCUUACAAGUCUUUGCCCAGUUAUUUUGCCUUAUUAGACAUGAAGAAUGGAGAAAGGCUGAAAGUUACGAUAUAAGUGCUUGUUCUUCAUGUUUCCUUCUUGUUCUUACUUAUGCUAUUAGUUUUCUUCUCCUUGUGACUCCAUUCUUUUCACUCUUCUCAACUUAUAACUCCCUUUCCCUUAUCAUGCUGAGGAUAGCCCUGACACUCAUCCAUUCUGCUGUCAAGGGCUAGUGGUUGGUGCUGGUAGAGGGAGCCCACUACACAGCAGCAUUCUUACCUUUGCUUGCCUAGGGCAUCCAGCCUGCCUUUCAUCUAGGAAAGAUUACUUUUUGCUACUUUGGUAUUUCUAGGGUAACCAGUAUCAGCUUGGCAGCUUAAAUAAAAAUGUUGCCAAAUAUUUAUUCCUUUUGCCUAAGGCUGGUUACCCAGUUCAAUUGCUUUUCAUUUUUAAUGUCUUUUCAGAGUUCAUAUCUCAAAAGAAAGAGCAAUCAGUACAUCUGCUUUUCUUUCUGCACAAUCCCUAAUCUCAACCAUCUGUACCUGGACUGUCCAAUUUUUUUUCUGUGCUGUAUUCUCUUAUAUACAGGCAGAUUGUAUGCCAAGAGUCCCUUGCCUCAAGCAAUUUCUGCUAAAACUUUCAAGUAGACUGUUUCCUUUUACAAUUAAAUUAUUGUAUUUAUUAAUUUGAAUCUAGUAAAUCCUUUCUUUAGCUCUGGCUAUACUGUCAAUAAAAAGAUGAAAGCAACAA